Molecule: messenger RNA, 1858 nt
Organism: Oncorhynchus nerka (sockeye salmon)
Lineage: Eukaryota; Metazoa; Chordata; Actinopteri; Salmoniformes; Salmonidae
Product: myosin light chain 3-like
Exons: 5
Coding region: 626-1000 (124 amino acids)
Cellular component (GO): myosin II complex
Molecular function (GO): calcium ion binding
Source: RefSeq, a predicted model, not a curated record
CUGUGCAGUGCACGCUGACACGGUAGCCAGGGGUAUGGUGUUUCCACAGACACAUUGGUGCGGCUGGCUUCCGGUUUAAUUGAGCAUUGUGUCAAGAAGCAGUAAGGCUUGGUUGGGUUGUGUUUCGGAGGACGCACGGCUCUCGACCUUCGCCUCUCCUGUACGGGAGUUGCAGUGAUGAGACAAAACUGUAACUACCAAUUGAAUACCACAAAAUUGGGGAGAAAAAAAGUGGAAAGAAAAAAGAACUGCAAACCUGCUGGGUGUUUCACACCCCUGUGUUUCAAGAAUGGUCCGCAACCCAAAGGACAUCCAGCCAACUUGACACAACUGUGGGAAGCAUUGGAGUCAACAUGUGCCAGUAUCCCUGUGGAACGCUUUCGUCACCUUGCAGUCCAUGCCACAACAAAUUGAGGCUGUUCUAAGGUCAACGUGGGUGCAACUCAAUAUUAGGGAGGUGUUUUGUACAGUCAGUGUAUGCCUGAUAGCAACUUACUUCCAAAUGUCUGAUUGUCUUAGGGAUGAGGACGAGACAAUUUACAGCUCAGAUGAAGCGUCAGACAAAUUUGCUGUAAAGGACGAUACACAGAGGAGCUGAGCCUUGAACCAUGAGUCAGUUGUUUCUAUGAGCACUGAAAGGCCAUUUUGGAGGAAUCAUUUUUCCAGAGAUUUCAAGGAUGCUUUCCAGCUGUUUGACAGGACACCACUCAAUGAGAUGAAAAUCACAUACGGACAGUGUGGCGAUGUGAUCAGGGCACUGGGGCAGAACCCUACCAACGCUGAAAUCACAUACAUCCUUGGAAAGCCCAAGGCUGAGGAGAUGGCGACAAAGAUGCUGGACUUCGACAGCUUCCUGCCAAUCCACCAACACAUCAGCAAAGCCAAGGACCGCGGCACAUAUGAGGAUUUUGUUGAGGGUCUGAGGGUAUUCGACAAACUGGGCGAUGGCCCAGUCAUGGGCGCUGAGCUCAGGCACGUUCUGGCUUCACUAGGACAAUGACCCAACACACCUCCAGGCUGUAUAAGGAGUAUUUUACCAAGAAGGAGAGUGAUGGAGUGCUGCAUCAGAUGACCUGGCCUCCAAAAUCCCUGACCUCAACCAAACUGAGGAGGUUUAGAAUAAGUCGACCGCAGAGUGAAGGAAAAGCAGGCAACAAGUGCUCAGCAUAUGUGGGAACUCCUUCAAGACUGUUGGAAAAGCAUUCCAGGUGAAGCUGGUUGAGAGAUUGCCAAGAGUGUGGAAAGCUGUCAUCAACGCAAAGGGUGGCUAUUUGAAGAAUCUCAAAUAUAAAAUGUAUUUGUUUAACACUUUUUUUGGUUACUACAUGAUUCCAUAUGUGUGUUUUCAUAGUUUGGUGUCUUUCACUAUUAUUCUACAAUGUAGAAAAUAGUAAAAAUAAAGAAAAACCAUUGGAUGAGUAGAUGUUCUAAGACUUUGGACCAGUAGUAUAUGUCAAUACAAAAAAGCACUCCAAGACCUAAAUUGUAUUUUUGGAGAUUGUUUGCUACUUACCAUUUCUCACAAAGGAUGUUGAUAAAUGACCCCAAACAAUGAAUAUCUUAGAUACACAUUCAUAGCUAGUAAAGUUAGAACCCCAUCCUAUGAGACUACUUCCUCACUAGGCUCCUUCUAUCAGAUCAACUAGGACUACAAUAUUGGAAAAUAUCACCUAUUGGUCAGAUAUUUUAUAGUGUGUCCACAUAAUCAGAUUGCCACUCAAGGAGUGCUAGCAAUAGGUAUUUGUUUCAGAGUGAAAAUGUGAUAAAUAAAAUAAAAAUGCAGAUUUCUUAAAACUGGGCUUGACUCCAGCAGGUUGAUGAUAGAAAGGGGUUUAUUGCUUAGGGUUUUGUGGCCAAA